UGCUCGCACCUGUCACCUCCUCCCGCCGUGGGUUGUAUGCGGCACUCAGCGGCCGGGUGCACCAGGCAGCCGCUCGGGCUGCGCUCCGGGGGAGCGGUAGCUGGAGCUGCGGGGCCAUGAGGCUGGCGGAGGGGAGCUUCGGCCGGGCGCUCCUUCCCCCUCCGCAGCGAGCGUAGCCGCCUGUUUGGGCAGAGCCGGGUCCCCGCCAUUGAUGCCGCUGCCGUUGGGCGGCGGUGGCGCGCGCCGCAGAGGGGCCGUUUGAUUCCGGGCUGGUAACGGCCGGUGCCGGCCGCUGCCCGUGGUCGGGCCGAGGCCUGGGGCUGCCCCCAGUAUGCGAUGGGGAACUGCUGGGCGCAGUGGUGCUGCGGCCUUUUCUUGCGGAGAGAAGCGGGGCGGAUCCAGCGAGGCGGAGGAUCAAAGUAUUUUAGAACAUGUUCAACUGGAGAACACUUCACUAUAGAGUUUGAGAAUCUAGUGGAAAGUGAUGAGGGAGAAAGCCCAGGAAGCAGUCAUAGACCUCUGACGGAGGAAGAAAUUGCUGAUCUGAGAGAGAGACAUUAUGAUUCCAUUGCUGAAAAACAGAGAGCAUUUGAUAUGAAACUUCAGUCCGAGUUAGCCUUACAAGAGGAGAAGUUAAGAAUAGAAGAAGAGGCUUUAUAUGCUGCACAACGUGAAGCAGCCAGGGCAGCAAAGCAGAAAAAGCUCUUGGAGCCACAUAGACUGCAGAGGAUUAUGCAGCGAGCACCAGCAGCUAAUAAUGGAGACUAUCAAAGCUCAGUGGCAGAAGAGGAGUUUGAUUGUUCUUUGAGAAAUAUAAAGCUCCACUAUGAAGCUUUUCGAAGUAGCAGACUUUCAUCUGAUGCUACCAUUCUGACACCAAACACGGAGAGCAGCUGUGACUUAAUGACCAAAACAAAAUCAACAAGUGGAAAUGAUGACAGCACUUCACUAGAUCUAGAGUGGGAAGAUGAAGAAGGCAUGAACAGAAUGAUUCCAAUGAGAGAGCGCUCUAAAACAGAAGAAGAUAUACUCCGAGCAGCACUAAAAUUUAGCAGCAAGAAGACCGGAAGUAAUCCAACCUCAGCUUCUGAUGAUUCAAAUGGUUUGGAGUGGGAGAAUGAUUUUGUUAGUGCUGAGAUGGAUGAUAAUGGCAAUUCAGAGUAUGCUGGAUUUGUGAAUCCUGUAAUAGAACUGUCUGCGUCAGACAUAAAUAAAUCCGAUGCUGAUCAACAAGACAGAUAGUGAAAUUGUGUGGCUGUUGUCAAUGGCAAAAUGUUCAAAGUUAAAUGGAGUGUACAGAAAUGUGAGGCUUGUGUAAGAAAAGGAAGGAAACCAUAUUGUAAUGCUCAUUAGCAAGGAAUGGGAAUGAUUUGUUAUCUGAGUUACUUCAGAAUUAAGUGCAAUUUUAUCAUCUACCUUAUAAAUGUUUAUGAAAAUACUGGGGUGAUUCUAUCUUGUAUAUUUCUGGAAAUUUGGGAUUCAUAUAAAAUUAUCUGCACUAAUUUAAGAUUCCAGCUUGACAUACCUAUAUUUUAACUAACCACUUUAUUUCAGUGUAUUUCUCCUGA
Molecule: messenger RNA, 1568 nt
Organism: Trachemys scripta elegans
Lineage: Eukaryota; Metazoa; Chordata; Testudines; Emydidae
Gene: AP1AR
Product: adaptor related protein complex 1 associated regulatory protein
Exons: 10
Coding region: 337-1242 (301 amino acids)
Biological process (GO): negative regulation of cell motility; regulation of Arp2/3 complex-mediated actin nucleation; negative regulation of substrate adhesion-dependent cell spreading
Molecular function (GO): AP-1 adaptor complex binding
Source: RefSeq, a predicted model, not a curated record